Molecule: messenger RNA, 804 nt
Organism: Parnassius mnemosyne (clouded apollo)
Lineage: Eukaryota; Metazoa; Arthropoda; Insecta; Lepidoptera; Papilionidae
Source: the annotation of a GenBank genome assembly
AUGAAUCAAACCGAUGCCAACUUCGCCAAGGUUGAAUCAGCUGUAGAGAUAAUGAUGGCCACUGAUUUCUUUAACUCAGCUUCAUUCGCCACAUACUUACCCCUAAAUAAUAUGCGCACCAUGCAAGAGAUGCUAUUUGACUCUCUUACCGACGUCUACAAAGGUCACAUGGACGUUCACUUACUUUCUCCAGUCGAACUGAUGAAGCAACUAAAUAUGAUUUCUGGAAGACUACCGAAAUCGCUAAGCUUACCUGUGAAUAAUCCAAGGGAGGAUAUCAAAGAUAUCUACAAACUACUCUACGUAAAGGCUCGAGUGACGUCUAACUACUUUUUAUUUGAAGUUCACGUGCCGCUCAUAUCGGACGAUGAAUUUUUACUCUACAGAGCUAUCCCACUGCCUAUGAAAACUGAAACAGAAACCACUACAGUGCUAGUGCAAUCACCAUACAUCGCUGUGAAUUUCCAGAAAGAUAAUUAUAUCUCAAUAACUGAAAAUGAUAUUAAAAUGUGCAUUCAACUAAAGGAGCGCCGCUACAUCUGCCACAAGAAUUUGCCAGUAUUCAACUUGCACAACAAAAACGCACCUUGCGAGGCGUUGUUACUAAGUCACGGUGUUAAACCUCCUUGUGACGUCAAAAAGACGACCUGUGUUGACGCGUGGAUCGCGCUACACUCGCCGAACAGCUGGCUGGUCAUUUGCUGCGGAGUUUGCACUUUGCGCACAAUAUGUGAUACUGACGUUAUGUCACGCACUAUGACGAUGUCUAGCAUUAUAACUAUAGCGCAAGGUUGUAUUUUAUAA